UAUACUUUAUAACUAUUCUCUUUAGUAAAAAAGUGCUGUGGCAGAUCACAUACACGAACGCUAAGUGUUUCUCUUACACAUGGUUGCUAAGUUAGCUUGUUCAGUUUCGUUGUCCUUUAAUCGCGCUUAAAUAACAGUAUUGACCACAGAAUUAGCAAAUAAUCUUGAUUAAUCAGCGUUUAGAGGAAGAGGAGGGGCAGAUGCAUUAUCACAGUGGUAAAAAACGCGAGUCAGGAGAUUUUUGUAUCCUAGAUACUCUAAAUAAGCAUUCUGUAAUGUAUUGGAGAGCAGACAGUAAAAGGAAUGAGGAGUCUGUUGAUUUCCCUCAUUAUGGAAUUGUGAAGAUACUUGCUUUUUUCAAAUUAUGGAAGACCAAAGACAAAAUAAUAUGUCCAUUGUGCUGUGUUUCCUCUGGCAGGAUGAGCAAAAGUCAAGAGCAAGAUGAAUUCAUAGCUGUGAGGGUUCAGGAUCCUCGUGUUCAGAAUGAAGGGUCAUGGAACUCAUAUGUGGACUUCAAGAUUUUCCUUCAUACAAACAGCAAAGCAUUCACUGCCAAAACAUCCUGUGUGAGGCGGCGAUACAGUGAGUUUGCUUGGCUGAAGAAAAAACUGCAGAAGAAUGCUGGUCUGGUGCCUGUUCCUGAGCUGCCAAAAAAGUCUAUCUUCUCGUUUAUUAAUGACGACUUCAUUGAAAGGAGAAGAAAGGGUCUUCAGGGCUUCUUGGAUAAGGUGCUGCACAUGACAGUGUGCCUGUCGGAUAGUCAGCUGCAUCUUUUCCUGCAGACCCAGCUUCCUGUCAAGCACAUUGAGGACUGUGUGCAUGGUCACACCCCUUACACUGUUACUGAGGCCAUUCUAAGUUAUGCUUCCUCCAACCGUGGAUGGGUGCAGGAGGAAGGGGGCGCUGACCAAGAAUUAUGCUCCACCACUGUGUCAUAUGAAUCCGUAGAAAGCCCUGUUCCUCACCUUCCUUCAUUACAAAGUCCAGGAGCCUUAUCUAGUGGACCUCCAAAUGAACUUACAGAUGCUUCAGAGUUGAGACUGAGUGAUACAGAACAGACUGCAUUGAAAACCGAUCAUGAACAUCUACCUGAAGAAAAACAGAGUUACAUUAAACUAGUUGUCGAGGUCCAUCCAAACCUUCAAGGUUCAGUAGAAACGGAGGAAGACAGUACGACCACUGAAUCAGAAGAUGCGGAAAUACUCGUUAAGGACACCAAAUAUCCUCAAACAUAUAAUUGUGAGUCUCCUGCUCCACAGAUAGACGGGAGUCUCGAAGACAAGCCACUGCAAAGAGAAAAACCCAGUAAAAAUAAUUUAGAUCAAGAACCAUCUUUUGGUGAAGAUUUAGUUGACAAUACCUCAGUAGAUAAGGUCAUAGAGAGAGGAACUCUUGAUAAUGUCAAUGAUGCAAUGAAGGGAAAUCAAGAAGACAGCACUGUGGGACAAACCUCUGAUGAGAAUAUUCAUGAAGAAGAUCCAAGAGUAAGGAUCCAAAAUAAUGAAGUAACUCUAGAUCUCAGUGCCAUCCAAGAAGACAAGGCUGAGAAUGUACCAGAAACUGCAGUUACAACAAUGGAGGAUGUUGCACUGCAAGUAGAGUUAACAGAGAACCAUACGAUCCAUGAGAAUGGAAUCAGUGAUGAAGACUACAGUGCAAUUCAGGAAGAGGCUGUGACUGAGAAAGAGGAUCAUGUUGGCGAGGUUAACAAGCUCAAUGCAAAAUGCCUUCAAGCCAGCAGUGGCAUUUUAAUACUGGAGGGAAUUGAGGAAGCAGUUAGCACACAAACUGCUCCCGUGACAGAAACCGCCAGCAACCUUGAUGCAAAUACUGCUGAAGUCAACACGCUUGUUUUGAAAGCCAUCGAGAUGGAUGCCGUUCAGUGUCAGGAGACAGAUAGUCAGGUCAUCAUCGCUACCCAGCAGCUAGAUGCCAAGUAAUUACCAUUCACAUUAGUACAGCCAUAGUGUUCAAAGAGUCCCACCUCCAGAUGUUCCUCAGUCGACACCGAUUUAAAAUGUGAUUUGAAUGAACGAGUACAUGUAUCUGUAGGAACGCAUCUCAUUUUUCUGCAUUGAUCUACUAUUGAUGUGUUCAGUUACAGGCUGUUUACAGAAGAUACACUGAAUGAUCAGACGGACUGUUGUUAUUUUUUUCUUCCCCUACAAACAAUGUGAACAAACAGAUAAUGCACUCGCUCGCGUGCCAUUCAGGAUUGUAAGCAAAUUGCACUUGCAAAACAAAUAGUUCUGAAUCCGUAGUAGCAGAAACAGGAACUGUACAAAGAGCAGCACUAUGGCACCUUUAUUCUAAUAUGAUUUUACCAACUUUACAGUCAAGUGACAAUUACUUCAAGACACGCGCUGAUCUAUUUCAGCAUUUUCGCAACACAAUUUUUAAUGACUUGUCACUUUCCAAGGCACUUCCUUUUUCCCCCUUCAGUGAUACAUGCACAUGUCUGCUUUACAGUAACUUUAGGCAAUUGGAAGUGCAAGUAAUCUGAAAAAAGAGGAUUCUGUUGUCAUUUACAUGAACACAAGAUGUUUGGAUAAAUGUGCUUUUCUGUCUAAUGUCGUUUUCAAAACUUCAAAAACUGUUUAACCCCUUGACUUUCAGUGUCCAGUGGGAUUCUAAUGUUUGCUUUACUUUAUUGCAAUUGAAUCCUAAACCAAUGAUGAAAAACUAUAUAUUGUUGGAAAGGUUGCAGACUACUAAAUACGUAUUUUACCACUUUUUUUACCCAUUCAAUUUUUUAAACCAUAAUAUUUUAGUCUAAACAAAGCAAUAAUGACGAACUAUAUAUUAUUUGAAAGCUCUGAAUUUCCAGUUUCCAUAUAUUCCAUCAUGGAAUUAGAUUAGAAUUGCGAUAUUUUAUUCAGCAGCAAUAUAUAUUGCGAUGUGAAUAUAAUCUCUCUAUAUAAUUUGAAAAGCUCCAUUUGGAAAGAUUGUUAAUUUUUUUUCUUUGCAGUAAAUCUGCAUAAAUUAUAAUAAAUUAAAAGCAAAUAAAGUAUAAAAGUGAAAUAAACAGUGCUUUAUGAUUUUCUGGGGAAUGUAGCAGUAUUCAAUUAUAGAAAUUGAACAAUCAAAUGUCAAAUAACAUGGUCAUCAUUGUAUAAAUAUAUAUCUUUAUCUUUUAAUCUUUCAUAAAUAAUUUAAUCCUGUGAUGUGACUAUUGCAGAUAUACACAUUACGAUGUUGAUGCACAAAUGAUAUAUUGUUUAGCCCUAUAUGCUACUAUAUUCUGUUUAAACAAAAAUUACAAAAUUAAACUGUUAGGAAACUCCAAAGAUAACACCCAUUUUAUUUUUUAUGUUAUUUUUUUAGAAAAAAGGAUCCAAUCACAUUUUAAACAUGGAAAAAAAUAUAAUUUGUUGAAAUAUUUUGCUUUGAUUUUAGGUAAAAACGUUUUGUUUGAUAAAUAUUUUAUGUAUUAUAUUAAAAUGUAUUUUUGUUUUAUUAUAUUCAUAAUUUUAAAUGUACAUAAUUUUGAUUGAACUUUUUAAACAUUAAUUUCGCUUCAGCUACAACCUGAAUUUUUGCAACAAUUUAAGUUUUAAGUCAUCAGUUUUACAUCUCUGUGCUCCAUAACUGACAGCUAAGGGGUUAAACAUUCUUCAAAAUACCUUCAUUUGUGUACCACAGAAGUAGUCUGCAAUGACAUGCAAGCAAAUUACAACAAUUGUUAUUUUUGGGUGAAAUAACCCAUCAACACAAUUAUACUAAUAUUGUUAAAAUCCUAUUAUCUUUUCAGGGUGGUUGUUCAGGUCUUAUGUGGAAUAAAAUGUUUAUUUAUGGUUUAAUUCAUGCUCAUAACACUAAAUUCUAUAAAGAAGCUAAUGGAAAAAAUGACAGUACACAUUGCAGUAUGACAAUGGUAAUAUACUUAAUUUUCCCCAUCCAAAAUAAUAUUGCAAUAAGUUGGCUGUUCAUUGACUGUUUGAAUCUAUUGUGCUGUGAUGUGUUACAGUGCUGCUGCUUAGAUUACUAAUACGGGAACUGAAACAUAUCCACAAAAGGGACCUGCUUGUUGGUUAUAACUUAAAAGGGAACAUGCAAGAUAUCUUAUCAAACACAGGUGUCAUUUUUUAAUGUUAGCACAAUAGGAAUGCAAACCAAUUCAGUGCAUCUAUUUGUUUUGAAGGGAUUUUUAGUUUCUAAGAGGUGGAAGUUUUGCAUUUUAUUGUUCUCUGUUGGCUCCAUUUGUAAUGUGAGUUUUAUUUUUACAUUCAUUUGAAAGACAAGCAUCUGAUGUUCAUCACUGUAUGUACAAUAUGUUUGGAUUCACUGGUGUGUUUACUAAUAACGAACCAAUAAAGAAAAAAGGACUGAACU
Molecule: messenger RNA, 4332 nt
Organism: Danio rerio (zebrafish)
Lineage: Eukaryota; Metazoa; Chordata; Actinopteri; Cypriniformes; Danionidae
Source: RefSeq, a predicted model, not a curated record